AUGACUGAGAAGACGAUCACUGAACAGAUUUUGAUUCCGAACAGUGAAGUUGUUCACAAACUCAACACGAUAUUUUCCACAAACUUUUCCACGAAUGUUCUGAUAGGUGAUUUCCAGACUUGUUCAAAUGACAACGCCGAACAAAUAGCAAAGCAGUUAGCAACACUUGCAGUCUUUGUCUUUGAACCAGUUCCAAUGGCUGCAAUGGAAUAUUUGUCGUCAUAUCCUGAAGCCACUCAAUACCUUCUUUGCUCCAUUAAUUUGAUAGAGCCUGAUGUCAUCCAAAUUCAUUUCAAGACGACAGACUUGUUGGAGAAGGUCCGAUACCUCUACGCAAUUACGAAUUACAUCAAACAAAUCGAUUACCACUCCGCACAAUUCAGUUCCCCAUCCGUCUUUUUACCACGAAUGAAAGCACUGAGUUACUACCAAUACUAUAACCUCGAAAAUUCAUUCCAAUUCAUCGGACCAUUUGGAAAGACUCCCUUUGUCAUCCCAAAGAAUAAAUCAAAUGCCGUGUCUGACUUCUACGUCUCUGUAGAGUCUAAGGAACUCGUUAAGACCUUUGCGGAAGCACUCAAAGUCAUUCCUUUGGAGCUCAAAGCAUUGUUCUGUGGACUUCCAUUGUGUUGUGUCACAUCAGACUCAGUGCAUGUAUUUAGUACGGAAAUAACUCACCCGGAUCGAGUAACAAAGGCAAUGUUGUACUUCGCGAAGAAGAUCACUUUAAGAAACUCGAUCUUCAACACAAACCAAAUUGCAAAGAUGCGGUACUUGUGUAAGAAAGGUGCGGGGAUGUUCGCGACGAUCCGAAGAGCGUGUUUUCUCAAGGAAAUCAUCGUUGAAAUAAAUGUUGACCAAGUCGCCGUCAAUUUCAUUGGUAUCACAGAAGAGGCAAAUAAGGCCUCCGCACUUCUUAUUGCGGCAAUGAAACAACUUGACACGAAGACAUACGAAUGUGAAAUACCACUAUUGAAGUUCAACCAAAUACGAGGGUUUGACAAGAUGAGUGAAAUCGUUGUUCUUCCUGAACGUGUCCAAGAUGGAAAAGUCAAGAGCUUUGUAUUAGUCGGGAAGAAGCACUCCAACUUUGACUUGUUUGCAAAGGAAUUAAAGAAGUCCGAGAUUAAGACGGAUUCGCGGAAGGAUAGUUUCUAUACGAUGCUGAAAAUAUCAUCGCAACGAUGUAUUAAAGCAUUUGAAGUUGAAGGAUUGGAUCAAAUCACUUACUCUUUUAAUAACGCUCGAAUCAUAUAUCCACGAAUCGACCCAUUCACUUGUUUCUCAUAUUAUAACCCGACUUUACACUUGAAAUUGAAAUGUUCGAUUGUACCAACUGCCUUUUGUAAAGAGGACGUUCCUAAAGUUCUCUUUGCAACAUCGACGUCGGCGGGAUUUGAAGAAAUUGAUGUGAAUGAAAUCAUUCAAAUGAGUGUCUUAGAACCGUUUGAUCCACUCAAUGUCGACAAAACAACGUGGUUCAGAAUAUCGCAGAAUUUGUAUCAAAAUGUGUUUUCCAAUUAUCAAAUGACACUUGAGAAUUACCUCGACUUGAUCAAAACCAUCAACAAAGCCGUUGUCUCGCCAACACUCAAUAUGAAGAUCCACGCAGUCGUUGUAGUCAAAACACGAGACCAAAUCAAACCCAUCACUUCUUCUAUCUCUAACGUGUUGGUUGAGAUGCUUGCAAAGCAUCCGGAGUAUAUCAUGCACUCCGCGAUGAAGACGUGGACGUUCCAACCCGUCACUGUUGCCGAAUAUCCAUAUCAACCGUACUGUGCAAAGGAUAUCGACACGACUACAAUGACACAAGCGCCAGCAAUUGUAUACAGAAGUCUUCCACAAGUGACAUGUGGUGUGUUAUUAGACAAGAACUUCAAAGGGAUUACUACAGGCUCAUUCAUCCCAGAGAGUCAGUUAAUCUUCCGCUUCGAUUUCAAACAGAUCUUCGGGUGGUACCCCGACUUCUUCCAAUUCCACGCGAAGAAUAUGAUGCGACUGUAUAUGGAGCCCAGUGUCGAGACGGGGUCCGGCGUCAUAUCGAAAGACACCGAAUGCGAGAUGUAUUCCUUCAUCGAGAAGAUGUUGUGCGUCUUCAAUCGGAUGAUCAGUGACUUCGCAAAGGAGACGACAGACUACGAAGUCGCGCGUCAUAUCCUCGGGCAAUGCGGGACAGUCAAACAUGUGUAUUGGGACUGCUACGAUCCCGAUUUGGUAGACUUGAUCGACCAAGUUGGGUUUUCCAUGUUAUUCCACUUGACGUCAAUCGAAGUGAAAUUUCCUGAUAAGAUGAGAAAUGUGAUUGGAUUUUUAUUUACUGAAGAAAAGAGAGAGGAGGCUACAAGGUGGGUCGAGGCAGACAUUUUGGUGGAAAAGGAUGACGUGUACACAAAUCCAUAUAUGUUCUAUGCAGUUAAAACUCCACUUCAUAUCAUCAAAUAUUCGGUCGUGCCUGAAAAACCAAAGGAAGAAAAGAAGUAG
Molecule: messenger RNA, 2481 nt
Organism: Entamoeba invadens IP1
Lineage: Eukaryota; Evosea; Mastigamoebida; Endamoebidae
Exons: 1
Coding region: 1-2481 (826 amino acids)
Source: RefSeq, a predicted model, not a curated record